This is a messenger RNA of Rubroshorea leprosula, 3803 nucleotides long. NCBI's taxonomy places the organism in Eukaryota, Viridiplantae, Streptophyta, Magnoliopsida, Malvales, Dipterocarpaceae. The record is from the annotation of a GenBank genome assembly.
AGCACCACAAACAACCCUAAAAAAUCCAUUUUCUUUCGAACUCUAAUGGCUGCUUCGUUUCCAUCAAAGCCAAGUUGGGAUCAUGAUGUAUUCUUGAGUUUCAGAGGUGAAGACGUCCGCAAAACAUUUCUGGGACAUCUCUAUUCUGCUUUAAACCGGGUGGGAUUCAGGACAUAUAAAGACGACAAUGAGCUCGAAAGAGGAAGCGACAUAACCCCCAGCCUACUAGAAGCCAUCGAGCAUUCCAGAAUUGCAAUUGUCGUGUUCUCCGAAAACUAUGCUGAUUCUAGAUGGUGCCUGGACGAGCUGGUCAAAAUCCUCGAUUGCAGGGACAAGUUAGGGCAGAUGGUUCUACCCGUUUUCUUUCAUGUGGAUCCCUCAGACGUCCGCAACCAGAGGGGGAUCUUUGGCAAAGCCUUUGCGUGUCACCAGAAGGUUACCACGGACAAAGUAGAGAGGUGGAAGACUGCCCUUACCAAUGCUGCGGACCUUGCCGGCUUUGAUCUUCAAAGUGUCAAUGGGGAUGAAUCCGAGUUGAUCAAGAAAAUUAUUGAAGAUGUUUGGGAAAAAGUGCAUCACACAUACCUUAGUGAUGUGGACGGCCUUUUUGGAAUUGACUCUCCAGUAGAGAAAAUAAUAUCACUCUUGAGACUUGACUCCACAGAUGUUCAGUUCAUAGGAAUCUAUGGAAUGCCUGGAAUAGGGAAAACAACAGUUGCAGAGGUAAUUAGGAAUAGAAUCUCUAAGGAAUUUGAUGGUAACAGCUUGCUAAGGCUUGAAGACGUCCAGCUAGGAUCAAGACAUGGUGAACUGGUUAAGUUGCAAGGGCAACUUCUAUAUGAUAUUGUAGGAGUCCAAGACUUGCACCUACGAGAUGUUGAUGACGGAAUUGAAAAGAUUAGAGAUCGAUUUAAGCACAAAAAGGUUCUAAUCAUCCUAGAUAAUGUUGACCAUUUGGACCAACUUGCAGCUCUUGCUAAAGAGAAAAGUUGGUUUGGCACUGGCAGUAGAAUCAUAGUAACAUGUAGAUAUGAACAUUUGCUAAAUGAUCCUGGUUAUAGAGUGGAUGCCAAGUAUGAGGUCCCAUGUUUAGAGUUUUAUCAUGCUGAGAAACUCUUUUCUUGGCAUGCCUUCAGAGAACUUUCUCCACCAGAUGAUUAUGCAAACAUUUCUCAUGAGAUCGUGAGAUAUGCAGGAGGACAUCCAUUAGCUCUUAAAGUUCUGGGUUCUUUCCUAUCCGAUAAAAAUCGACUUGAGUGGACUAGUGCAUUGGAGGAACUCAAAAGUAUCCCCCCUGGGGAGAUUUUUAAAAGACUUAAAAUAAGUUUUGAUUCACUGGACGACCAUCAGAAGGCCAUUUUUCUCCACAUUGCAUUCUUCUUUGUAGGUAUGGAUGAAGACAAUACAAUUCAAAUACUAGAUGGUUGUGGAUUCCAUACAAAAAUCAAUCUACGUAGUCUUAUCCAAAAGUGCCUCUUAACAAUAAGAGGAAAGAAGCUGGGAAUGCAUGAUCUGCUUCAAGAGAUGGCAAGAGAAAUUGUUCGUGAAGAGAAUCGUGGUGAACCUGGUGAGCGCAGUAGACUGUCCUUUUAUAAAGAUGUUCGUAAGGUUCUGAAACACCAUAAGGGUACAAACAGAGUCAUAGGUCUUAAGGGGUUCUUCCCAGAAACAAGGGAGAAACCAUUUAGUACUGAAGCACUUGCACGGAUGAGCAAUAUAAGAAUACUCCAACUUAGAAAUGCUGACUUUGUUGGAAGCUUUGAAUAUGUUUCUAAAGAGUUAAGAUGGUUGUGUUGGGAAAGAUAUCCUCAGGUAUCCAUACCAUCAAGUUUAAAUCUCAAAAAACUGGUUGUUCUGAGUUUAAGGAACAGCAAACUCAAAUAUAUUUGGGAUGUAUCAAAGGUUCUUAAAAAUCUUAAAGUCCUUGAUCUCAGUCACUCGCAUGACUUAAUUGGAACCUCAGACAUCUCAGGUCUUUUAAACAUUGAGAAAUUGAUCUUCAAAGGCUGCAUUAAUUUGAUCGAGGUUCAUCAGUCCAUUGGCAAUCUUAGCAAACUCAUUUACCUGGACUUGGUAAACUGCCAGAACCUUGUUCAUCUUCCUACAGACAUUUGUAAGUUAAGGUUACUUGAGAAUCUUAACUUGUAUCUCUGCUCAAAACUAGAGGAGUUACCAGAGGAUUUUGGGAACAUGGAAAGUUUGAAAGAGCUCAAUAUAGGCUGCACUGCCAUCAAGCAUUUGCCCAUGUCCAUUGGCCAUCUCAAGAAUCUUACAAAUUUCUUUUGGAACAAUGGGGGAUCUUUGCUUGGAAGUCCAGGUACCUACAAUUUGUCUCCUCUAUGGAGUCUGACUUCUGUAAAAGAAUUGAAUCUGUCGUUCUGCAAACUAUCAGAGAAUUCAUUUCCCAGAGAUCUCAGUGGCUUACAAAAUUUGGAGACCUUGCUUCUAAGAGGAAACGCUUUUCAACACUUACCAAUUUUUCUAUCAAAUUUGCCAAAGUUAAAAACGCUUGAUGUUUCUGAAUGUGAUCUAUCAGAUACAUCAGGUCCCUUGGUUGUUGGAAGCCCCUUUUUGUGGCAAUUGAAUUUACGCAAAAACAACUUCUGCAGCCUACCAGUUGAUCUUACUUCCCUUCCUCUUAAAACCUGGGUUUCCCUAACGCUGUGCAAUAAGCUCAAAGUAAUAGAAUUUGAAUCAGGCAAGAUAUUCAUCACAUACCAUUGCAAUUCUUUGGAGAAAAUAACAUUCAAAGGAGGGCUCAGUGACAGUAGUGCUAGACCAAUCUUUCCUUCGCAUAUGCACUGGUACCAUGUGAAACGUUUAACUGGCAAGCAACUUGCUAAGUUAGAGCACUUGUUGGGAUUGAAGGCUUCGCUAAAGAAGUGCUCGCGUUUUUUCAGAGACUUCAUACUUACUUGGAGUAAGGAUCGUCCCAUUCAGGGUUUUUCUGAUUAUAUGGAGCCGAUUUAUAACAUCUUUCUUCCCGAAGGAACGAUGCCCUGUGGGUUUAAUCAUGAGGAUAAUGUUGCUUGUACAAUUGUAGAUGUGCCUCGAGUUUCAAGUGGAAGUUUCCAAGGGCUUGCAGUAUGUGUUAUUUGUCAUAUUAUAGAUCCUGAUCAUUCAACUUUAGCUAUAACAAUAGAGGAUGAGGAUUUUUCUCGUCACUACCAUACCCGCCUUUCCCCGCCCUUUGAGGACCAUAAAGGUGGAGUCAUGUGGGUCAGCUGUUGGAGAACACCAAGUUUGGUGAAUGAAUGCAAGAGAUUCAAUAUUAAAGUAAAGACUGACGUUACUGACGGAUCUAACGGAUCCCAUUUCUGGAUUGUGAAAAGGAUCGGUUUUCGCCUCUUAUCUGAAGAGGAGCUAGACCGGGCCACAGAUAUCUGGAGAGAAUCCAUCCGGACUUGUGAUUUGGGGCCAGAUCCUCCGUUUAUGGUCAGCACCAGAUUGGGAAGCUGGACGGAAGGAUGGGAAUUGAGGGAGGCAACACCAAGCCAUGGUCACUAUUGGCCACGAGGGCCUGCUCGGUGCUGCAAUCAAAAUUCAGAAGAUAGCGAAUAGUGAUGUUGACGUGCCAAAAUGGAUGGAGUCGCCAUCUAUCCAAAUGAGGUGGGAUAGAUCACCAAGGUCUACGUAGAAAUUGACUAGAUUCGGAGGGUCAGUUAAGUGUGGGGAAGGUGUUAGGCACCCCACAAACUUCCAUAUAAAUAUGGUUACCACAUACUUUAAUUUUGGGGAAUUUUCAAUUUUUAUCAAAUAAUAAUAAUUACCAAAUAAAUCAAAAAGAAAAAAUCACUUCAAAA